CGCGCGCCGGCGCGCACGCCAGAUGGCAGCAGCUCCAGCCAACGGCAGCUGCGUCGUGAUAACGGUUCGACGCGUGAUCCAAUGCGUCAGUGAGGAUUAAUUCGCUGAUUCCCGGGAGAAAAGUAGUCGGUGUUUAUUCGGUGCUCGUGGGAAAUCGCGUCGGAGAUUCGAACGCUGUUCGCUCGGUGAAGUUGACAGUGCCGGUUCGAACGGGACGCCAGUGGAACGACGAUUCGCAUCGAUCUUUCCGUGACGGUGUUUCCUGCACAGAGUUUUUCGGCGCACGAGACUCGCAUGGCUGAUAUGGGCGUCCUCCAAUAAACCGUACCGUACUGGGAACACCGCCGUUAACCUUCUCUUUGGCCGAAGAGACCCGGCAAGCUUGAACCAUGGGUCGCACGGUGACGGUGGCGGUCUGCACUCUGAACCAGUGGGCGAUGGACUUCGAUGGGAACUCCAGGAGGAUUCUGCAGAGCAUCCAGGAGGCCAAGGACGCCGGCGCCACUUACAGGAGCGGCCCGGAACUGGAGGUUUGCGGCUACAGCUGCGAGGACCAUUUCUACGAGCCGGACACCUUGUUCCAUAGUUGGGAGGUGCUGGCGACGAUCCUGAAGUCGCCGGUGGCGGAGGACAUACUGAUAGACGUCGGCAUGCCUGUUAUGCACAAGAACGUCACGUACAAUUGCAGAGUCGCCUUUCUGAACCGUCGGAUCCUACUGGUCAGGCCGAAGAUGCAGCUGUGCGACGACGGGAACUACAGGGAAACCAGGUGGUUCUCCCCUUGGACCAAGGAACGCACAGUGGAGGACUACUUCCUGCCACGAAUGAUAUCCCAGAUAACGGGGCAGACGGUGGUGCCGUUCGGCGACGCCGUCAUUUCAACGAGGGACACGUGUGUGGGUUUUGAGAUAUGCGAGGAACUGUGGAACCCUCUGAGCAAUCAUAUUCCAAUGAGUUUGGACGGCGUGGAGAUCAUAGCGAACGGAAGCGGUUCGUACUUCGAGCUUCGGAAAGGAUACGUGACCGUGGACCUCGUCAAGUCGGCGACCUUCAAGUCCGGCGGUUGUUACAUGUUCAGCAACCUGCGCGGCUGCGACGGCGGCAGGUUGUACUUCAACGGGGGAUCCUGCGUUUCCUUGAACGGCCAGAUCCUGAACCGCGGCAAGCAGUUCGCGCUGGACGAUGUGGAGGUCGUAGUCGCCACGUUUGAUCUCGAGGACAUAAGGAGUUACAGGAACAACAUUAGGUCUCGCUCGCACGCCGGCGCCAGGUCACCGAGCUACCCGCGCGUCAAAGUGGACUUCGCCCUGACCUCCGACAGUCUGAUCUCGACGCCGCCGGACCGACCAAUGGACGUCGAUUUGGGACCCUACGAGGGCGAGCACGCAACGGGGAAGCUGGUUUACCACACGCCGGAAGAGGAGAUAUCUAUGGCGCCCGCCUGCUGGCUCUGGGAUUACCUAAGACGCUCUUGCCAAGGAGGAUUCUUCUUGCCCUUGAGCGGCGGCGUGGACUCCGCCUCGUCGGCGUGUAUGGUGUACUCCAUGUGCGACAUGAUCGUGGAUUCCGUGAACAAGGGAGACACUCAGGUGCUCUCGGACAUCAGGAAGAUCGUCGGCGACUGCGAGUACGUGCCGACGGACCCGAAGCAGCUGUGCAACACCAUUCUCGUCACCUGCUACAUGGGCACCGAGAACUCGUCCUCCGAGACGAAGGCGCGGGCCGCGGAGUUGGCCAGUCAGAUCGGUUCCUACCACCACAGCAUAGUGAUCGACGCAGCUGUCUCGGCUAUCCUGGCAAUUUUCCAGCAAGUCACCAAGCUGACGCCGAGGUUCAAGGUCAAAGGAGGAUCUCCCAGAGAGAAUCUAGCGCUGCAAAAUAUACAGGCGCGAUUGAGAAUGGUGAUCGCUUACCUGUUCGCGCAACUGAUGCUGUGGGUCAGAGGUCGACCCGGUGGUCUGCUCGUGCUGGGCAGCAGCAACGUGGACGAGGCGCUUCGAGGAUACUUCACCAAGUACGACUGCAGCAGCGCCGACAUCAAUCCGAUAGGUGGAAUCGCGAAGAACGAUUUGAAGUCGUUCCUCGGUUAUUUCAGGAGAAAGCAUGGACUGACAGCGCUGGAUGGAAUCCUGGACGCUCCACCGACUGCUGAGUUGGAGCCUCUUCAAGGAGGACAGCUGUCCCAGCUCGACGAAGUGGACAUGGGUAUGACUUACAAGGAGCUCGGCACGUUCGGUCGUUUGAGAAAGCAGGUCUGCGCCGGUCCCUUCACCAUGUUCUGCAGGCUCGUGCACAUGUGGGAGAAAUGUUCUCCGAAAGAAGUGGCGGACAAGGUGAAACACUUCUACAGGUGUUACGCGAUCAAUCGACACAAAAUGACCAUCCUGACGCCGUCCUGUCACGCGGAGACUUACAGUCCCGACGACAACAGGUUCGAUCAUCGACCGUUCCUCUACAAUCACACGUGGAAGUGGCAGUUCAACGCGAUCGACGAACAGGUGCAACGUCUUCUCAACGAGGAGAAGUCACCGCGAGGUCGAAAGGACGCACCGAAGCCCAGAUACAUGCCGUUCAGCUCCGUAUUCAGCAAUAAAACUCAUCCUGGAGUAGUAGUUUAACCGUAGCAGUGUGUAGCUCUCUCUGUCUGUUUAUCAUUUUGCAAUUGCAGCUGCGCGAACGUACCGGGACGCGACUGUCGCAACCGGUCGUGCUCACCGAUGUAUCCGUCCCGUCGUCGUCGCCGGGUCCGUUAGGGAUCGACCGUCGAGGAAGCCCUUAUUGCGGUUUGCCGUCAACAGACUCUCGAGUCGGUGGAUCCGGUGACACUGUACAUUGUAUUAUAUUCGUUCAACUUGGCGUGUGGAAGUAACGGCAUCACAGUGAAUAAUGAGAAUCAAUAUAGAGAUAUAUGUACAUGUGUGUAUUUAUGCAAAACUGUUGAGUUGAUUUUUCUCUGACCUUCGACCGUGGACGCUAGGGAGUCCGGAGAUGCAGAGGUGGUUCCAAAGAUUAUCGAGCGUUCAUUGUGGAAAGAGGAGCGAAACGGGGAACAGUUUUUAACCCUUUGCGGUCCGAAGUGCUCUUGGUUUCUCACUUUGGGGUUCUAUUAAUUUAUUCAAGAAUAUUUAGGAGUCAUUGAAAUACCUUUAAAUGGUGCAAUUGUGAUACUAUAAAUAAAUGUAGAAAAAAUUGUUAAAGGUAGAGGUUGCAAUAGAAUAGAACGUUGGGUCUGACUCGACGUAGGACUGCUAAGGGUUACGUGUAUAGAAUAAAGAGGACGCGGAUGCGUAUAAUAU
This is a messenger RNA of Nomia melanderi (Alkali bee), 3296 nucleotides long. RefSeq names its product NAD synthetase (gene Nadsyn). Gene Ontology annotation, molecular function: NAD+ synthase (glutamine-hydrolyzing) activity; glutaminase activity; ATP binding. Lineage: Eukaryota; Metazoa; Arthropoda; Insecta; Hymenoptera; Halictidae. Gene Ontology annotation, cellular component: cytoplasm. Gene Ontology annotation, biological process: NAD+ biosynthetic process. The record is from RefSeq and is a predicted model, not a curated record.